AUGAUCAGCAACGGCUUCUGCAAUGAGACCUGUGGGCGCUGCACCUCUCCUGCGCCAGCUAAGACCCAGCCUGCCACCGAGGUGCCUGCAGCUGUUGUGCCGCGCAAGCCAGCGGCUGCAGUGGUGGAAGCAGCCCCCGUCCCAGCUACUGAGCCAAAGGCGGAACCCAAGGCUGCAGCCGCCACGGCAGUUGCAAAGACGCCUGCCGCGCCCGUGGUCGAGGAGGCAAUUGCCCCCAGUGCGGAGGGCCCUGCGCGCCGUGCUGCCAGCCCUGUCACUCGCUCAAGGGUGGCCGUAGCCCCCGCCCCAGAGGAGGAGGGGCCGGAGGCAUCCUGGGUCCUGGACUCUGCCCCAGAGGCUGAACCGACUGGAGUGGUCUCCAAGCCUGCCAAGGCGGUUGCCGCUCCCGUCCCGUCGCCUGAGGUGCCAGAAGAGCCCCCUCGCGUCUGCAACCAGACGGCGUUGGAGUACAUCCUGUCCCAGCCCUCCCUGUCGGCCUUUGCCAGCAUCGUGAACACCUCCGCCCAGCAGGCCCUGCUGUCCAGCUACGACACCGACAUCACGGUCUUUGUCCCGGCUUCCUCCUCCUUCCCUGCGGCCGCCAAUGCCCUCGGUGUGACCGCCGACCAGCUUUCCUCCCAGAGAAACAUUCUGUCUCGCAUCGUGCAGUACCACGUGUCGUCCGGCAGGGCCCUGUCCGCUACUGAUCUGGCGGCCAGGCGCAACCUGCCCACCGAGUCGGGGGACCUGCUCUUCGUGUCCCCGGGCACCCCGCUGGUCCUGGAGGCGGUAGGGGACUCGGCCCAGGUGACGUCCCCUGACCUGGCAAGCGGCUGCAGCUGGGUCAUCCACGGCAUCGACCAGGUGCUGCUACCGGUGGCAGGGACCACCGGGAUCAACCCCGCCUUUACCACCAUGACGCUGACCGCAGGACGCUAG
This is a messenger RNA of Auxenochlorella protothecoides, 939 nucleotides long. RefSeq lists its product as hypothetical. The coding region runs from base 1 to 939 and encodes 312 amino acids. The record is from RefSeq and is a predicted model, not a curated record. NCBI's taxonomy places the organism in Eukaryota, Viridiplantae, Chlorophyta, Trebouxiophyceae, Chlorellales, Chlorellaceae. The transcript is spliced from 6 exons.